CUGGUGAUUCAGGCCUUUCAGCCAUUUGCAGAACUUUGGCCCUUUGGAGGCAGGGCAGUCAGCCAGGGAGGUCUAGCCCCCAGCUCUGUUCCUGAGCGGCUUAACUGGCUCCAACCGUCCAGUUGGGGCUGGUCAGAGGGAAGCGCCUGGGGCUAUUUCCCCGCCUAUGGGAGUUCAGGCAUUCUGUUCUCUAAAGCCCCGCCUGCCCUUGGGGCUGCCCACUCCCUCUUCUGAUCCCCCCUGGCGGGGGAGAGACCUCUUCAAGCAGGGCCUGGACUACAUCUCCCAGCGUGCCUGGCAGAGUGGUGGCCUCUGUGUGCCGACUGCACCAGUUGCGGGCAAUGAUGCAGCGGACUGUGAGCAUGGUGUCCCGUUUGGGCUUGCGUCUGCAGGCGCCCCCCUUGGCCCUGGGCCGUCCGCUCAGUUGUGCACAGGACGUGCUCCGCAGGACACCACUCUAUGACUUCCACCUGGCACAUGGCGGGAAGAUGGUGGCAUUCGCGGGCUGGAGCCUGCCAGUGCAGUACCGGGACAGCCACAUUGACUCACACCUGCACACACGCCGGCACUGCUCACUCUUUGACGUGUCCCACAUGAUGCAGACCAAGAUAUUUGGCCGUGACCGGGUGAAGCUGAUGGAGAGUCUAGUGGUUGGUGAUAUUGCUGAGCUAAAGCCAGACCAGGGGACACUGUCGCUGUUUACCAAUGAGGCUGGAGGCAUCUUAGAUGACUUGAUUGUGACCAACACUUCUGAAGGACACCUAUAUGUGGUGUCUAAUGCUGGCUGCUGGGAGAAGGACCUGGCCCUCAUGCAGGAUGGGGUUAGAAAGCUUCAUAACAUGGGCAGUGAUGUAGGCCUGGAGGUGAUGGAUAAUGCUCUGCUAGCCCUGCAAGGCCCUACUGCAGCACAGGUGCUCCAGGCUGGUGUGGCAGAUGACCUGAGGAAACUGCCCUUCAUGACCAGUGCUGUGAUGGAGGUGUUUGGAGUGUCUGGCUGCCGUGUGACCCGCUGUGGCUACACAGGAGAGGAUGGUGUGGAGAUCUCCGUGCCGGCAGUGGAGGCAGUCCGCCUGGCAACAGCUCUGUUGGAAAACCCACAGGUGAAGCUGGCCGGGCUGGCAGCCCGGGACAGCCUGCGCCUGGAGGCAGGCCUCUGCCUGUAUGGGAAUGACAUUGAUGAACACACCACACCUGUGGAAGGCAGCCUCAGCUGGACACUGGGGAAGCGCCGCCGAGCUGCCAUGGACUUCCCAGGAGCCUCAGUCAUUGUUCCCCAGCUGAAGGGCAAGGUGCAGCGGAGGCGUGUGGGGUUAACGUGUGAGGGGGCUCCUGUGCGGAUGCACAACGCCAUCCUGAGCACGGAGGGCACCGUGAUUGGUACUGUGACCAGUGGCUGCCCCUCGCCCUGCCUGAAGAAGAAUGUGGCGAUGGGUUAUGUGCCCUAUGAAUAUAGUCGGCCAGGUACCCCACUGCUGGUAGAGGUGCGGCGGAAGCAGCAGGUGGCUGUGGUCAGCAAGAUGCCCUUUGUGCCCACAAACUACUACACCCUUAAGUAAGGAUGAUGGGGCAGGGCCCUCCCCUCUAGGAGCCUUGCUCUGGAGGGCACUGUACAAGGGGUUAGUCAGGAAGCUGAGGGAGAACACACUAUAGGUAGGUGGCGGCUGAUUCCGGUUGAGGUGGGAUACACCACCUGUCCCAUCUCAUCCAGUGCCGCUGCAACUUCAAGACCCCAUUUCUCAGUAAUGGAGCCCACAUUCCCAUUGACCCCACUCUUGCCUGCUGGGGAAGCAUCAGUUCUGGCACCUCUCCCUCCCACUCUGCUAGGUGCUGGCUGUGAAGGAGAGGCUCACCUUUAGCCGGAGGAUAAAGCCUGCCCAACCUACCUCACCACGGUUCUUCAUACUGCAAAGGGUUAUUACCUUGGGCAGUGCUGGCUACCUCCUCUAGUUCACUUUCCCUGGGCAGGAAUAACUUUUGACUCACAGAGGGUUGGCCCAGUAGGGCUGCCGUGCCUGUGUGUAAACUUGGGGAUGGCUGAGGGGGCAUGGACUCACUCUUCCACGUUCUUAGUUGGUCCAACCUGCUGCCCAGUAGCCAAUGCUGCCAGGCUCACCUCCUGUUCUGAGCCCCAGGGCUGUUGUAGGGCAGGCUGGGCCUCCUCCUUGACUUGCCUUAUCCUGGGCUGACUUUCGCCCCUGGGGGUCAUUACUGGACUCCACUGACUCCUAAAAACAACAUUAAACGAGCUUUCUUCUUGCUUGCCA
Camelus dromedarius (Arabian camel) is the source of this 2264-nucleotide messenger RNA. RefSeq names its product aminomethyltransferase (gene AMT). Gene Ontology annotation, biological process: glycine catabolic process. Lineage: Eukaryota; Metazoa; Chordata; Mammalia; Artiodactyla; Camelidae. Gene Ontology annotation, molecular function: aminomethyltransferase activity; protein binding. The transcript is spliced from 9 exons. The record is from RefSeq and is a predicted model, not a curated record. The coding region runs from base 342 to 1556 and encodes 404 amino acids. Gene Ontology annotation, cellular component: mitochondrion.